GGAGGAGGGACCGGAAGUUGUUUUUCUUCACUGUUUAAUUGGGCCCGAGAAAGAAAAUUGGAGGCGAAGCGUAAACACGGAUUUUCUUUGGGAUAAACGGACAGGACUGGCUGCUAAGACGAUGCCACACUCCAGACGGUACCCAUCCUCGGAGAGGGCCAGCCACUGCAGCUACCAAGAUCGUUAUCGGGAACGGGACAGAGAUCGAGGGAGAAAACCUCGGCAUCGCCGCUCACCGACGUUCUCCUCCAGCAGUGAAUGUGAGAGGAGGGGGAGAGGACACAGACAGAAUCCCGGCUAUGCCCGAUCCAGGAGCUACGACAACCGCUCUUCAGACCGCAGGCCUUACGACAGACAUUACGGCGAGAGCUAUCGGCACCUGGACCACAGCCGCGACUGGGACAGGGAGCACGGGACGCCGAGCAACUACUACUCCCGCGACACCUCGCCCAGCUACGACUACCGCCGGGGCCACGAUCGGGACCGUGAGGACUCGUACCGGAGGAAAGGCAGCAGGCGUAAGCACAAACGAAGGCGGCGUAGAACCAGGUCCUAUAGCCCAUCGUCCUCGCCCCAGGAUUUGCGGAGUGACAGCGGGACGCGGGCACUUUGUGUGAGGGACGACGAGGAGGGUCACCUGAUCUGUCGGAGUGGCGACGUCCUGCAAGAGAGAUAUGAGAUUGCCAGCACUUUGGGCGAGGGCACCUUCGGGAGGGUGAUGCAAUGUAUUGAUCAUCGCAGGGGUGGAGCACAUGUCGCUCUGAAGAUCAUCAAAAAUGUGGAGAAGUACAAAGAGGCUGCCAGGCUGGAGAUCAACGUACUGGAACGAAUCAAUGAGAAGGAUCCUGAGAAUAAGAAUCUGUGUGUGCAGAUGUUUGACUGGUUCGACUAUCAUGGCCAUAUGUGUAUCAGUUUUGAGCUGUUGGCUCUCAGCACUUUUGAUUUCCUCAAAGAAAACAAUUACCUGCCCUACUCCAUUAGCCAAGUGCGUCAUAUGGCCUACCAGAUCUGCUUAGCUGUCAAGUUUUUGCAUGAAAACAAAUUGACCCACACAGACCUGAAACCAGAAAACAUCCUGUUCGUCAACUCUGACUUCACAAUAACAUACAAUGUGGAGAAGAAGCGAGAUGAGCGUACUGUGAAGAACACAGCAGUGAGGGUGGUGGAUUUUGGCAGCGCUACAUUUGACCACGAGCACCACAGCACCAUUGUUUCAACCAGGCACUACAGAGCACCUGAAGUUAUUCUAGAAUUGGGCUGGAGUCAGCCGUGUGAUGUGUGGAGUAUUGGCUGUAUCCUCUUUGAGUACUACCUCGGCUUCACUCUUUUCCAGACUCAUGAUAAUCGGGAGCAUUUAGCCAUGAUGGAGAGAAUUUUGGGCCCUGUUCCAUCCCGUAUGAUUCGUAAGACUAGGAAACAGAAAUACUUUUAUCGUGGACGUCUGGACUGGGACGAGAACUCUUCAGCAGGACGAUACGUCAGAGAAAACUGCAAACCUUUACGGAGAUAUCUUCUGUCUGAAGCUGAAGAGCAUCACCAGCUCUGCGAUCUGAUCGAGGCCAUGCUGGAGUACGAGCCAACGAAGCGUCUCACUCUGGCUGCAGCCCUGAGACAUACUUUCUUUCAGAGCACCAUCAGCAGCGCUGACCAGAGCGCCGGCAAGAACUGGGAGGGCAACCGUGACAUCAGUCGGUGACAGUGACAUUCGUCUUCAACCAACGUCUCUCUCUGUCUUACGCC
Molecule: messenger RNA, 1740 nt
Organism: Sinocyclocheilus anshuiensis
Lineage: Eukaryota; Metazoa; Chordata; Actinopteri; Cypriniformes; Cyprinidae
Product: dual specificity protein kinase CLK2-like
Exons: 14
Coding region: 122-1696 (524 amino acids)
Biological process (GO): regulation of RNA splicing; peptidyl-tyrosine phosphorylation
Cellular component (GO): nucleus
Molecular function (GO): ATP binding; protein tyrosine kinase activity; protein serine/threonine kinase activity
Source: RefSeq, a predicted model, not a curated record